AUGGAGCCUGAAGAUCUGCCGUGGCCUGGCGAGCUGGAGGAGGAGGAGGAGGCGGAGGUGGAGGAGGUGAAAGAGGUGGAAGAGGUGGAGGAGGUGAAAGAGGUGGAAGAGGUGGAGGAGGAGGCGGGGCCGGGGCCGGAGCGGGAGCCCGAGCGGGAGCCCGAGUUGGACUCCGGCUUAAACUACCAGUACCAGCCACUGGAAAGUACGGACGACGAGGAAGAUGAGGAGGCCAAGGCUUGGCUGCUGGCACGCCCCGGCGUGACUUUUCCUCCAUUGCCACCGCCGAGGCCGCGCUACUCACAGAGCGAGAGUACCUCUUCCGAGAAGGUUGUUCCAUUGACCGAUAAUAUUUGGCAACAGUCAUCUUAUGAAAGUGAUAUUAGAAAACACAUUUCUGAUAGUAAUGUAGCCUCAUCAGAAACAACAGUUCAGUGGGAUUCUGGGGAUGAUCAGAGAACAGAAUCUUGGAAUUAUUUUCCUCAAGAAAUGGACUCUUCUCAAAGCUUGGAUAUAUCACAGACCAGAAUUAACAUUGGAGCGGAAGGGUCUGAAGUGAUAGAGUUCCCGUCUUUGGAGGAAGGUAUAUUGACCCAGUCAGAAGAACAUGUAAAGGAACGAAACAGAAAUCUCUUAUGUUCUCCAUUGCUAGUCAUACAGGAUAACUUUGCUUCUCCUGAUUUGCCUUUGCUGACGUGUUUGACCCAAGACCAGGAACUUGGGUCUGAUUCCUUAUUUCACCAAAGUCAACUAGAUUUUGCACCUCUGAGAGGAAUCCCUGAUAAGACUGAAGACAUUGAAUGGUUUUCUCGGCCAUCGGAAGUUAGUGAAGCUUUGUACCAGGCUACCUCAGAAGUAUCUUCAGACUUAGUUAACAGUUGCUUUAGUGUAUCUCAGCACGUACUUACAGGUAGCACAGCCAUUGGGUCUCAGCGCUCUUUUUUAUCUCCUGAACAAGAGAAUAAUAAAGAGAAUACUUCAUCCAACACUGUUGAUGAACUGAAAAUCCCCAAAGAUUCUGAUAAUUAUGAUGCUCUUUGUUCAUAUAUGUCAUGGAAGACACAAAAAGACAUACAGCAGCCAGGAAACAAUUUUGCUGAUAAAGAUCAAGUUUCAGUUUCAACUUUAUCUGAUAUUAGUGAUGAAAAUAUAGCUCCUAAAAGAAGUGACAGUUUUAAUGCUUCUGGUUUACAUGUGCAUUGGGAACAGGAGCCUUUACAGCAGACAGAACCAAGUCUAACCAAUAAGGACCAUGAACUGCAGGAGAAGGCUGACUCUGAUGACAUUACUAUGGAUAAUGAUACUGAAUGCUAUAGCCUAGAUGAAAAUGAUGUUGUAUGCAGUGAAAGUGUUGCUGACCUACAAAGAGAGCCAAUCAGAGAGUCAGACUACCGUGCUUCAAAUCUCAGAAUGUUGAGGGUGUCUCUUGAUACUGUGCCAAAGACUCCCCAACAUUUAGCAGGAGACUCUUCUGAAGGAAGCAUACCUGAAAUAACUCAAUCCAAGUUGAAAUUGGGUAUCACUACCACUACUGAAGAUUCAGACAUUGAAUCUCAUUUAUCUUUAUACCCUGAGGACUUACCUCAAUUGGCUAUAAGUUCUUUACAAGGGAAUACUAUUGGUCUACACACUGAUGCUCCUAACCAAAUGGCAUUGACCCAUAGUCAUCUAACUGAAGAGAGUCUAAAAGUCUCAGAUAAUUCUGAACCAGCUGACCAGAAGUAUGGGAUGCCAGUAGAACCUCCUUCUUCCUACCCUUACAGGGAGAAGCCCAGUAUUUUAUACCAACAGGGCUUGCCAGAUAGUUAUCUAACUGAGGAGGCACUGAACGUUUCAGCUGCUCCUGGACCAGCUGACCAGAAGACUGGCAUAACAUCUGUGCCCUCUGUUCCCUACUCACAAAGAGACCAGCCUGGUGUUGUAUACCGACAGGCCUUGCCGAGUGGUCAGAUAACUGCAGAGGCCCUGAAAGUUUCAGCUGCUCCUGCACCAGCUGGACAGAAAACUGGCAUACCACCUACAACCUCUCUUCCCUAUUCACAAAUAGACCAACCUGGUGUUUUCUACCAACAAGUCUUGCCAGGAGGUCAGAUACUUGUAGAGGCCUUGAAAGUUUCAGCUACUUCUGGACCAGCUGACCAGAAGACUGGCAUAACUGCAACCUCUGUUCCCUACUCACAAAGAGACCAGCCUGGUGUUUUCUACCGACAGGCCUUGCCAGGUGGUCAGAUAGUUGCAGAUGCUCUGAAAGUUUCAGCUGCUCCUGGACCAGCUGGCCAGAAGACUGGCAUACCACCUGUUACCUCUGUUCCUUACUCACAAAGAGACCAGCCUGGUGUUUUCUACCAACAGGCCUUGACAGGUAGUCAGAUACCUGCAGAGGAUUUGAAAGAUUCAGUUGCUCUGGGACCAGCUGGCCAGAAGACUGGCAUACCACCUGCAACCUCUCCUUCUUAUUCACCAAGAGAAAAGCCUAAUAUUUUUUACCAGCAGGCCUUGCCAGGUGGUCAAAUACCGGCAGAGGUUCAGAAAUUUUCAGCUAUUCCUGGAACAGAUGACCUGAAGACUGGGUUACCAAGUGUAUUGUCACCCUCUGACUUACAAAGAGAGAAGCCUGGUGUUUUUUACCAACAUGCCUUGCCAGGUGAUCAGAUAACUGCAGAUGCCCUGAGAGUCUCAGCUACCCCUGGACCAGGUGAUCAGAAGACUAGCAUACCACUUGCACCCUCUGGUACCUACUCACAAAGAGACCAGCCUGGUGUUUUCUCCCAGCAAGCCUUGCCAAGUGGUCACAUAGUUGCAGAGGCUCUGAAAGUUUCAGCUGCUCUUGGACCAGCUGGCCAGAAGAUUGGCAUACCACCUGCAACCUCUCCUUCCUAUUCACCAAGAGAUAAGCCUGAUGUUUUCCACCAAAAGGCCUUGCCAGGUGAUCAGAAUCCUACAGAGGCUCUGGAAGUUUCAGUUGCUCCUGGACUAGCUGACCAGAAGACUGACAUAUCACCUGCAACCUCUCCUUCCUAUUCACCAAGAGAUAAACCUGAUGUUUUCUACCAGCAGACUUUGCCAGGAGGUCAGAUACCUACAGAGGCCCUGAAAGUUUCAACUGCUCCUGGACCAGCUGGCCAGAAGACUGGCAUACCACCUGUUACCUCUGUUCCUUACUCACAAAGAGAUGAGCCUGAUGUUUACUACCGACAGACCUUACCAGGGGGUCACAUACCUGCAGAGGCGCUGAAAAUUUCAUCUGUCCCUGGACCAGCUGGCCACAAGACUGGCAUACCACCUGCAGCCUCUCUUUCCUAUUCACCAAGAGACAAGCCUGAUGUUUUCUGCCAACAGUCUGUGCCAGGUGGUCACAUACCUGCAGAGGUCUUGAAAGUUUCAGGUACUUCUGUAUCAGCUGACCAGAAGACUGGCAUAACACCUGUAACCUCUGUUCCCUACUCACAAAGAGACAAGCCUAGUAUUUUCUACCACCAGGCCUUGCCGGGUGGUCAGAUACCUGCAGAGGCUCCGAAAGUUUCAGCUGCUCCUGGACCAGCUGGCCAGAAGACUGGAAUACCACCUGUUACCUCUGAUCCAUACUCACAAAGAGACCAGCCUGGUGUUUUCUACCAACAUGCCUUGCCAGGUGGGCAGAUACCUGCAAAGAUUCAGAAAUUUUCAGCUAUUCCUGGAACAGAUGAGCAGAAGACUGGGUUACCAGCUAUAACGUUACCGUCUGACUUACAAAGAGACAAGCCUGGUAUUUUCUACCAGCAGGCCUUGCUAGGUGGUCAGAUACCUGCAGAGGAUUUGAAAGUUUCAGCUACUUCUGGACCAGCUGGCCAGAAGACUGGCAAACCACCUGUAACCUCUCCUUCCUACUCACCAAGAGAUGAGCCUGAUGUUUUCUACCAAAAGGCCUUACCCGGUGGUCAGAUAGCUGCAGAGACUCCAAAACUUUCAGCUGCUCCUGGACCAGCUGGCCAGAAGACUGGCAUACCACCUGUUACCUCUGUUCCCUACUCACAAAGAGACCAGCCUGGUGUUUUCUACCAACAUGCCUUGCCAGGUGGGCAGAUAUCUGCAGAGAUUCAGAAAUUUUCAGCUAUUCCUGGAAAAGAUGAGCAGAAGACUGGGUUACCAGCUGUAACGUUACCCUCUGAUUUACAAAGAGAGAAGCCUGAUAUUUUCUACCAGCAGGCCUUGCCAGGUGGUCAGAUAGCUGCUGAGGCUCUGAAAGUUUCAGCUGCUCCUGGACCAGCUGGCCAGAAGACUGGCAUACCACCUGUUACCUCUCCUUCCUACUCACCAAGAGAUGAACCUGAUGUUUUCUACCAAAAGGCCUUGCCGGGUGGUCAUAUACCUAUAGAGGCUCUGAAAGUUUCAGCUGCUCCUGGACCAGCUGACCAGAAGACUGGAAUAUCACCUGCAACCUCUGCUACCUACUCAGAAAGAGACCAGCCUGGUGUUUUCUCCCAGCAGGCCUUGCCAGGUGGUCAUAUAGCUGCAGAGGCUCUGAAAGUUUCAGCUGCUUGUGGACCAACUGGCCAGAAGACUGGCAUACCACCUGCAACCUCUCCUUCCUAUUCACCAAGAGAUAAGCCUGAUGUUUUUCACCAAAAGGCCUUGCUAGGUAGUCAGAUACCUGCAGAGGCUUUGAAAGUUUCAUCUGCUCCUGGACCAGCAGGCCAGAAGACUGGCAUACCACCUGCAACCUCUAUUAGUAUACCUACUAUAACUUCUCCUUCGUACUCGUAUAGAGGGGAUCCUGCUAUUAUUCUCUACCAACAAGAGUUGCCAGAGAGUCAUUUAGCUGAAGAGUUUCUUUCAUCUGCUCUUGGACCAGCUGACAAGAAGACUGGGAUAACCACAGUGUCCUCUGCUUCCUUCCCACAUGUAGAUAAAUCUUAUGCUUUCUAUCGUCAGGCCUUGCCAGAAAGUCAUGUAACUGAUCAAGCUCUGAAAGUGUCAACUUUUCCUAGGUCUGCUGACCAAAAGGUUGAAACUGCAGCAGUCCGCUCUACUUCCUACUCACACAGAGUGAAGCCUGGUACUUUUUACUGGCAAGAGUUACCAGAUGGUCAUGUAACUGAAGAGACUGUGAAAGUUUCAGCUAUUCCAGGACUAGCUGACCAGAAGACUCUGACAACAAAAGUAUACUCUAGUUCUUACCCUCAGAGAGAGAAGCCUGGUGUUAUUUACCAGCAGGCCUUGUCAGAUAGUUAUCCAACUAAAGAGCCUCUGAAAAUUUCAGCUAUUCCUGGAUCAGCUGACCAGAUGACUGGGAUACCAAUACUAACCUCUACUUUCUACUUGCAUAGAGAAAAACCUAUUAUUUUCUACCAACAGACCCUGCCAGAUAGUCAUCUACCUGAAGAGGCUCUCAAAGUUUCAGCUACUCCUGGAACAGACCAGAAGACUGGCAUACCAACCGUAAUCCCUCCUUCCUACUCACAAAGAGAUAAGCUUGAAAAGCCCAUUAUUUCUUACCAGCAGGAGUUGACAGAUAUUCCUGAAGAUACUUUGGAAGUUUUAGGGGAUCCUGAACCAGCUGACUAUAAGACUGGAAUACACACAAUAACCUCUACUCCCUAUUCACAGGGAGAACAGUCUAUCAUUUCUUUACAGCAGGAAUUGCCAGAUCUUACUCAGGUCACUUUGAAAACAGUAAAGGUUCCUGGACUUGCUGACCAGAAGACUGGAAUACAAACAGUAUCCUCUAGUUCUUACUCCAGUAGUUUUCAUAAGCAGGAGUUGCCAAAUAUUUCCAAAGAAGCUUUAGACGUUCUUGUUCUUCCUGAACCAGAUGACCCGAAGACUGGAAUAUCAACACUGCCUUUGAGUUACUACUCACAUAGAGAGAAGCCCAGUGUCUUCUCUCCACAGGAGUUGCCAGAGAGCCAUCUCACUGAAGAGGCUUCGAAAGUUUCAUCUGUUUCUGUUCCAGUAGAGCAGAGGGCUGGAACACCCUCUAUACCAUCGAGUUCCUACUCACAUCAAGAGAAACUCAAGGUUUCAACUGUGAAUCUACCGGACAACCAGAAGACAGAGUUACCAACAGUUACCCAUAGUUUCCAUUUACAGAGAGAGAAGCCCAGGAUUUCAACUGUGAUUGGACCAGAUGACCAGGAGACUCCAUUACUGACAGUUUUUCAUAGUUCCUAUUCUGAAAGAGUAAAACCUCAUGUUUUUUUCCAACAGCAGUUGCCAGAUAGAGAUCAAAGUGAAGAUAUUCUAAAGAUUUCAACUGUCCCUGAGCCAACUGAUGUAAAUACUGGGGCACCAAUAACUCUCUGUGGUUCUUAUUUACAGAAAGAAAAAUCUAAUAAUUUGUAUCUACGGGAAUUGCCAGACAGAUAUCAAACUGAAGAUGCACUAAAGGUUUUGACUGUUCCUGAACCAGCUGACCAGAAAACAGAGUUACCAACAGCUCCUCCUAGUUCCUUUUCAUACAGAGGAAAAUUGAAUAUUUUCUAUCAAAAGGAUUUGCCGUGUAGACAUCUAACUGAAGAUGAUCUGAAGGUCUCUAGUGGUCUUGGGCAAUCUGAUCAAAUUACUGGGUUAUCAAUAAUUUCCCCUGGUACUUAUUCACCUGAUGAAAAGGACAAACUUGUUUCAGAACAUGUCCAAAGACUAAUAGAUAAUUUGGAUUCUUUUGAUUCAAGUGCUUUCUCAAAACAUAUGCCAUUAAAUUCUCAAGCUGAUGAUGGACUUGUAAUAAUUAAGCCUGAAUCUAUAGGUUUUGAAGAUAAUGGUUCAGAGGAAAUCCAGGAUACAUAUAAUAGUUCCAAAACUCUUAAAGAAAUUCGGACACUUUUAAUGGAGGCAGAAAAUAUAGCACUGAAACGAUGCAAUUUUCCUGCUCCCCUUGUCCCUUUCAGAGAUGUUAGUGAUAUUUCAUUUAUACGAUCUAAGAAGGUGGUUUGCUUCAAAGAACCCCCCACAACUGAUGUAUCUGAUGGUGAUUUCCUUCGUAGACAGCCAUAUAUAGAGGAGGAAAGCCCAAGCAAUAGAAGCAUACAGAAAGAUAUUGGCACACAAACGAAUUUGAAAUGCCAGAGAGGCAUUGAAAAUUGGGAGUUUAUUAGAUCAACUACAAUUAGAAGUCCUCUACAGGAAGCAGAAAGCAAAGCUAGAAUGGCAUUAGGUGAAACUCUUAGGCAAUAUGAAGCAGCCAAAUCUGCAAUGAGGUCUGAACCUGAACGCUAUAGUAGAACCAUUGGGAACAAAAUUAUUAUCCCUAUGAUGACUAUGAUAAAAAGUGAUUCAAGUAGUGAUGUAAGUGAUGGACAUGGUUCCUGCUCAUGGGAGAGUAAUUUACCAGAGUCUUUGGAAUCAGUUUCUGAUGUUCUUCUCAACUUUUUUCCAUACACUUCACCGAAUCCAAGCAUAACAGAUAGCAGAGAGGAACAGGGUAUGUCAGAGAGUGACGAUGGUGGUAGUGUAGAUUCACUGGCUGCACGUGUGAAAAAUCUUCUGCAUUGUGAAUCCUCAUUAAAUCAUGCUAAACAAAUACUUAGAAAUGCAGAGGAAGAGGAGUGUCGGGUACGAGCACGAGCCUGGAAUCUGAAGUUUAACUUAGCACGUGAGUGUGGAUAUUCAAUUUCAGAAUUAAAUGAAGAUGACAGGAGGAAAGUAGAAGAAAUCAAGGCAGAAUUGUUUGGUCAUGGAAGAACAACUCAUGUAUCUGAGGGAUCACAGAGUCCACGGGGAAUAGGAUGCACACCUGAAGCUGUAUGUAGUCACAUUAUUAUUGAGAGCCAUGAAAAAGGAUGUUUCAGGACUCUUACUGCUGAACAACCACAACUGGAAGACCAUCCUUGUGUUUUUACAUCUGCUGAAUCCUCAGAAAUGAUCAGAGGACGACAGAGCCCAUCAUCGUGGAGAACCAGGCACAUCAAUUUUUCCAAAUCCCUAGACCAGAACAACCCCCAUUUGAAAGUUUGGAAUUCCUUGCAGUUACAAAGUCAUUCCCCACUUAUAUCUGAUGACUUCAAAAUUAGCAAGGGCCUUCGAAUGCCAUUCCGUGAGAAUAUGGACCCUUGGCUGUCAGAAUUAGUAGAAGUAGAACCUGCUUGUGUGCCACCUAAAGAAGUGGAAUUUCCUUCUUCAUCACAAAUACCGUCCCCAGAACCCAUGAAACAGUUUACUACCUCCAUCACUUUUUCAUCUCACCGACAUUCUCAAUGCAUUUCAGAUUCCUCUGUUUUUAAGGUUGGUGUUACUGAAGGUAGCCAGUAUACUGGAGCAUCUAUGGGGGUAUUUAAUUCUCAUAUCACUGAAGAGCAAAAUUCUCCUAGAGAUUUUAAACAGAAAACCUCUUCCCCUUCAUCAUAUAAAAUGCUUAGUCAUUCACCACAUAAAGCUGUGACCUUUUUAGCAGAAAAAGGUAGGCAAAACGAAAAAUUAUUUGUUGAUUUUGAGCCUUCUCAUCGAGAGGAAACACUCUUAGAAAGAUCAGAUUUUAAUGUCAGUCAUUCUGAGCCCAGUACCAGUGCAAAUUAUACAUUCAAGGAAAUUCAGUUUUCUGAUAACCAUACCCACAUUAGUAUGGGCAGACCAAGUUCCACACUAGGAAUAAAAGAGAAGAAUGUAACCAGAACUGCAGAUCUUCCUUCGCACAUUUUUCUUGAACAACGAGAACUCUUUGAAAAAAGCAAAGCCCCACAUGCAGAUCACCAUAUGAAAAAACACCAUUCUUGCCUUUGUCCAGACAUUCCUUCUUGCAUUUUUCUUGAACAGCAAGAACUCUUUAAACAAAGCAAUGCCCCACAUGUAGAUCAUGAGAUGAGAGAAAGCCAUUCUCUCUUUUCUCAGGGUCAGGAUUAUAUAGCUUCAGACCUUCCUUCUCCCAUUUGUCUUGAACAACAUCAAAGCAGACCCCUAGGUAUAGAUGACCACAUGAGAAAGCACCAUUUCCCCUUUUCUCAAGGUCAGGAUUGUGUAGUAGAAAAAAAUCAACAUACACCUAAAUCACACAUUACUAGUGUGAUAAAUGUUGAAGUCAAUUCAGUCUCCCAAUCUGCCCCUGAUCACUAUACAUUAGAAACAUCUGCAUCUACUCCACCUUCAAAUAGAAAAGCACUUUCAUGUGUUCGUAUAACUCUGUGCCCCAAGACUCCUUCCAAGUUGGAUAGUGGAACCUUAGAUAAAAGAUUUCAUUCUUUGGAUUCUGCUUCUAAAACAAGGAUGAAUAGUGAGUUUAACUCUGACCUACAAACUAUAUCUUCAAGAUCAUUGGAACCAACCUCCAAGUUAUUGACUAGUAAACCUAUAGCACAAAAUCAAGAAUCUUUAGGUUUUCUAGGACCUAAAUCACCACUGGACUUCCAAGUUGUACAGUCUCCUCUUCCAGAUAGUAAUACUAUUACUCAGGACUUGAAAGCCAUACCUUCUCAGAAUAGCCAGAUAGUAACCUCAAGGCAAAUACAAGUGAACAUUUCAGAUUUGGAAGGAUAUUCCAAACCAGAGGGGACUCCGGUAUCUGCAGAUCGUUCACCAGAACAGAGUAAGACCUCGUUAUUUGCCUCUGAAAAGUUAUCAUCUGAUGCGGUCACUCAGAUAACAACAGAAAGCCCAGAAAAGACCAUGUUUUCAUCUGAGAUUUUUAUUAAUGCUGAAGAUCAUGGAAGUAAAAUUCUAGAGCCACAUACUAAAAAUCCACUGAAAGGUCCUGUCAGGUUUGCUUCAUCAUCUUCAGUGCAACAAAUUACUACUUCUCGUGGCACAGAUGCCCAGCCUUUACUGUUGCCAUAUAAACCACCUGGUAGUUCGAAGAUGUACUAUGUUCCACAAUUAGAAACAGUUCCUUCAUUUCCAGAUUCCAAAUCUGAUACCACCAUUGAGAGUUCACAUUCAGGGUCCAAUGAUGCUAUUGCUCCAGAGUUUCCCGCUCAGGUGCUAGGCACAAGGGAUGAUGACCUCUCAGCCACUGUGAACAUUAAACAUAAGGAAGGGAUCUACAGUAAGAGGGCAGUACCUAAGGCACCCCUGUCACUGGGGAAAAAACCCUUUCAAAAAGAUAAUGCAGAGGUGCAAGUUCAAGUAGCCAUCACCACGGAUCAGAACCUCUCAAAUGAAAAGCAGAAAGAGGAGAACUUAAGUCAAAUGGUAUUAACUAAGACUGACUGGCCUGAAGAAGAAUCCUUGCAGAAAGAUACUGGAGGUUCCAGUGAUGCUACUGCUGCCAAGCACUUAAUUCAAGUACAAGAUACGAAGGCUGAAAACCUACCAGACAUGAAACCCACUGAACCCAUUUGUGGAUUCAACCAACAGAAAGAGGAAGUCUAUAUUGAUAGAACAGUUUCUAAGGAAGCCUGGACAGAAAAGAAAGAAUCCUUGCAGAUAGACAUUUCAGAGUCUGAAUGCCAUUCAGAAUUUGAAAAUACAACUCAUUCUGUCUUCAGGUCAGCCAAGUUUUAUUUUCAUCAUCCAGUGCACCUCCUAAGUGAUCAAGAUUUUUGCCAUGAAUCUUUGGGAAGGAGUGUUUUUAUGAGACAUUCUUGGAAAGAUUUCUUUCACCAUCAUUCAGACAAAAACAGAGAACACACUUGUCUUCCUCCUCCUUAUCAAAAUGUGGACAAGACUAAGAUAGAUUAUACCAGAAUAAAGAGCCUCAGCAUCAAUAUGAAUGUGGGAGACAAGGAAGUGAUACCUACUACUAAAAGUCAGGCCAAAGACCAUCUAAAAAGUAAUGGACAAACUAAUGAUCCAAAAAGGGAUCAUAAAGUCACCCCUGAGGUAACAACUUCGCAUACUGCAAGUUUAAAUGAACUCUGGAACAAGUACCAGGAACGACAGAGACAACAGAAACAGUCAGAUGUCAGUGACAGGAAAGAGCUGUCAUUGGUAGAACGGCUUGAUCGUUUGGCUAAACUUCUUCAGAGUCCUAUCACACAUUCUCUCCGGACCUCAGAAAGUGUACAAGAUGAUAACAGAAGGGAACGAUUUAAAGAAUGGAGUUAUAAACAGAAGCAGCAGAAAAGCAAGUUUCAGAAGCAGAAGCGUUAUAAAAGCGUAGAGAAAGGCCAUAGAAAUAUAUGUGAUCUUAAAAAAAGCAAGGUACUUUCUCCUCAUCAAACUGGGAGGUCCAAUCAAAUUAAGAUUGAACAGAUUAAAUUUGAUAAAUAUAUUCUGAGAAAACAGCCAGAUUUACAUUAUAUCAGCAACACUUCUUCAGAUUCUAGACCCUCAGAGGAAAGUGAACUGUUCACAGAUACUCCGACCAACAUUCUUUCCACCACCACUUCUCCUGUGGAAUCAGAUAUAUUGACCCAAACAGAUAGAGAGGUGACUUUGCAUGAAAGGAGUAGCUCUAUAUCCACCAUUGACACUGCCCGAUUGAUCCAGGCUUUUGGCCAUGAAAGAGUAUGUUUAUCACCCAGGCGAGUUAAAUUAUAUAGUAGCAUCACCAACCAACAGAGGAGAUACCUUGAGAAGCGGUGCAAGCACAAGAAAUCAUUGAAUACAGGCUAUCCCCAAAUGACUUCUGAGCACACCAGAAGGAGACACAUCCAGGUGGCAAAUCAUAUGAUUUCUUCUGACUCUGUUUCAUGUGCCAGUAGUUUCUUGAGCUUGAACUCUACCCUUUGCAACGAAGAAAAUGUGCACAUGUUAAACAAAGGCAUACAAGCAGGUAACUUGGAGAUUGUACAUGGUGAUGGAAAACACACUCGUGAUGUUGGGGUGACUUUCCCAACUCCAAGCUCUAGUGAGGCUAGAUUAGAAGAGGAUAGCGAUGUAACUUCUUGGUUAGAAGAAAAAGUUGAAGAGAAAAUACCUGUUACCAAUUAUCUUGGGGACAAAAAGUUAAAGAAGAACAAGAAGAACUCCUGUGAAGGAGUUUCAUGGUUUGUUCCUGUGGAAAAUGUGAAGUCUGGAUCUAAGAAGGAAAAUCUGCUGAAGAGUUGUGGUCCUGGUAUCUCCUGGUUUGAACCAAUAACCAAAACUAAACCCUGGAGAGAACCACUGCGGGAACAGAACUGGCAAGGACAACGCAUGGAGGGUUGGGGAUCACUGGCAGACCCAGGCAGAGAUUAUGGCCGAGGUCUACUGAAGCCAUUUGUGAAAGCAACCCUGCAGGAGGCACUUCAUUUUCACAGACCUGAUUUCAUCUCCCGCUCUGGGGAGCGGAUAAAGCGCCUGAAGUUAAUAGUCCAGGAAAGGAAGCUGCAGAACAUGUUCGAGAGUGAGCGAGAUGUGCUGUUCAAUACCAUUCAACCCCAACCUAGGAGAGUAUUCAUGGCUGCCCAGAAUAAGCCUAUUGGAAAGAAGGAAAUGAUCCAGAGGUCUAAACGGAUUUACCAGCAACUCCCAGAAGUACAGAAAAAGAAAGAAGAGGAGAAGAGGAAAUUGGAAUAUAAGUCCUAUCGGCUGCGAGCUCAGCUAUAUAAAACGAAAGUGACGAAUCGACUCUUGGGGAGAAAAGUUCCCUGGGACUGACAUAAGAUUAUUUUCCUCUGAGCCUUGGAAUUAUAUCUUAGGAACCUGAAGAAGUAUAAUCCUUGCUUUUAUGGGUCUGGUUUAAUAAAGCUUAUACUUUGUUUGUGUGUAACUUAGAAAUAGUAACUUCUCAAGACUGGGGCAGAGUAGCAGUUAGAAUGACAGAUGGUUUGGGAGCAAUCCUUUCUCCAUAGAUGCCUUGUCCACAGAGCUGUACAUUAUAAUGAUACUAUCUCUUAAAUUUUAGCCAAGAGUGAAUCCCUUUUUAUAUGUGUUUUUAUACUUUUAGAAAAUAAAUAACUUUGAUUGAUUUAUAGUAAAGCAAA
Molecule: messenger RNA, 12752 nt
Organism: Marmota flaviventris (yellow-bellied marmot)
Lineage: Eukaryota; Metazoa; Chordata; Mammalia; Rodentia; Sciuridae
Source: RefSeq, a predicted model, not a curated record